Messenger RNA from Polistes canadensis, 1433 nucleotides. It is a transcript of the gene scu, whose product is annotated as 3-hydroxyacyl-CoA dehydrogenase type-2-like. Gene Ontology annotation, cellular component: mitochondrion. The transcript has 3 exons. Lineage: Eukaryota; Metazoa; Arthropoda; Insecta; Hymenoptera; Vespidae. Gene Ontology annotation, biological process: androgen metabolic process; fatty acid metabolic process; estrogen metabolic process. Bases 293 to 1060 code for a protein of 255 amino acids. The record is from RefSeq and is a predicted model, not a curated record. Gene Ontology annotation, molecular function: estradiol 17-beta-dehydrogenase [NAD(P)+] activity.
GUCAUAAUAGUGCAGUAUCGUCAGCUUUCCUUUGAGAUUAUAUGGGAAACGUUAUCUUUUUCUUGCAAGGGUUUAAUUCACUUUUUAAAGGUUAUGUUUAUUUUUUAUAGAUUAUCCGUAAUGGGGAUUUAAGCACUAUAAAAGAGCCACACCGUACAGUUCAACGUCCAUAUCUUACAAUUACUUUUUUCAUCGCAGUUUUGAACCUGAUCAAUCUUACAUUUUCAUUUUAUCGGUAGCAGAGUGCAGUUCUUUUCAAAUAUACUUCAAUUUCGUUCAAAUAUCUGCAACAAUGCUCAAGAAUACGGUAGCAUUAAUAACUGGUGGAGCCUCUGGCCUUGGUCGUGGCACAGUUCUAAGAUUUGUCAAAGAAGGUGCAAAAGUUGUCAUAGCGGAUCUUCCUGCUUCAAAAGGUCAAGAGCUUAGUGAUCAAUUGGAAAAACAAGCUAUUUUUGUACCAACUGAUGUCACUUCGGAAGAAGAUGUAUCGAACGCUGUGGGAGCAGCUAAGAGUAACUUUGGCAAGUUAACUGCAGUUGUUAAUGCAGCAGGAAUAGCAGUCGCCUAUAAGACAUAUAAUUUUAAUAAAAAUCAACCACAUCAUUAUGAAGAUUUUCAGAAAGUAAUAAAAGUAAAUACAUUUGGAACUUUUAAUGUGAUAAGACUAGCUGUUGGUCUUAUCGGUGAAAAUACACCUAAUGAAGAUGGUGCACGUGGAGUUAUAAUCAAUACAGCAAGUGUGGCAGCAUAUGAUGGACAAAUAGGACAAGCCGCGUACUCUGCCAGCAAAGCUGCUAUCGUUGGAAUGACUUUACCAAUCGCUCGUGAUUUAUCUAAACAUGGUAUACGUGUAGUAACUAUUGCACCUGGAUUAUUUGAUACACCUUUACUAUCAUCUUUACCAGACAAAGUACGCAACGUUUUGUGCAAAAUGAUACCUUUUCCUCAAAGAUUAGGUAAACCUGACGAGUAUGCACAACUGGCACAACAUAUAAUUGAAAAUCCGCUUCUAAAUGGAGAAACAAUAAGAUUGGAUGGUGCUCUCAGAAUGCCAUCUUAAAUCUAAGAUUCUUUUUUUUUUAUAUUCAAACAUGCUAUUCAUAGGUAAAGGGUGCAUGUUGGAAAGGGCUACUAUAAUAAUCGUUUUAUGAUAUAUAUAUAUAUAUGUAUAUAUACAUCUAUAAACAUGUUAAAUAAAACAAUUGUCUCUUAUACAUGCAACACCAUUGUAUUCUCUUAUAAUGUACAUGAACCACCAAAAGAUUUUCUAUUACAGGUAUCGACAAUUCUUUUUGUUACCUUACAACUGUACAUAGAUGCCUCGCAAAUUGCAAAAGUCGCAACUUCUUGGUUUACAUAUGUUACUAGAGUGUUGCCUAGCAAAAGAUUUGUGUACGUUGUAUUAACAUAAAAAUCUUUGGUUGUUUGGUUAA